Cooperia oncophora is the source of this 342-nucleotide messenger RNA. The record is from the annotation of a GenBank genome assembly. NCBI's taxonomy places the organism in Eukaryota, Metazoa, Nematoda, Chromadorea, Rhabditida, Trichostrongylidae.
AUGGUGUCUGUAUCUGAUGUAUCAGCUCUGAAAGCUCACGUAGUCAACAUUACCGGUCCACUAGUUCGAGUACUUGGAGAUCGUUAUCCAGCCAAUGUUAAGCUAGCGGUUCUUGAAACGCUAAGCAAACUUCUUGACAAGGUUGACACAUUGCUCCGGCCGUUCCUGCCUCAGCUGCAAUCGACGUUUCUUAAAGCGUUACAGGAUCCAUCAUCUCGUCCUGUGCGACUUGUUGCUGGAGGUGCUCUUGCACGCCUUCUGCGCAUUCAUUUGAAGCCAGAACCGCUUGUCACCGAAAUCCUGAAAAUGCUAGCUCAUUCUCAGGACCAAGCACUCUUGUAA